Molecule: messenger RNA, 1206 nt
Organism: Carassius carassius (crucian carp)
Lineage: Eukaryota; Metazoa; Chordata; Actinopteri; Cypriniformes; Cyprinidae
Product: RAB6-interacting golgin-like
Exons: 5
Coding region: 152-1195 (347 amino acids)
Biological process (GO): non-motile cilium assembly
Source: RefSeq, a predicted model, not a curated record
GGGGCCAUUCUUGGGUCUUGAACGUGGCAGUCACAAACAUGGCGGCUAGAUGAGAGCUUUAAGUUUGUUUCCGCGUGUGUAUGCUGCAAAACGCUAUUUUAACCCACAUAUAUAAAAUCUGAUUUAUCAGUUUAGUUGAAAGUAGCUUUAUAUGGAACUGAGAAUGGCUGCGUGGGCUGGAUUUUCAGAGGAAGAACUGCAACGAUUAAAACACAACGACGAGCUCAUAAACCAGGCUGUGUCAGUCACAUUGGGUCGCGGCCGGAGAGCCGCUCCGACUAACCGGAGCAGACAGCAGCUGCAGCGGGAAAGAGCUCUGCAGCUGGCAGCCAAACAGAAGGAGGACAGCCACUCUCUUCCACCCGAACAACAGCUUACCAAGCCCCCAGAGCCUCCUGCUGUCACUGUUCCUGCUCCUGUCAAACCGCAGGACGAGUCCAACCCGUUGGAGACGCAACUGGUUAAACAUGAAGCAGAACCUGUUAAGCACGACCCAGAAUCACCUGCAGAGUCUGCGCCUCCAGCAGUCAUCAAGGAGCUGGGCAAAGAGGAAGUGGAAUUCCGUGAGAAGAACCGUCUGCAGCAGUUGCAGUGGGAGCAACGGAUAAUGGAAGAGAAGAAUAAGAAAAGAAAAGCUCUCCUUACAAAAACCAUUGCUGAAAAGUCCAAACAGACACAGGCUGAAACUGUGAAACUGAAGAAGAUCCAGAGAGAGCUUCAGUUGCUGGAUGAUUCUGUGUCCAGUGACAUUGGGAUUCUAAGGAAACUGAUAGAGCAAUCCAGCAUGGAUUACUCCCAGGCAUGGAAGCGCUUUGAGAAAGCAGAGGCUGAGUAUGUUGCUGCUAAGAUGGACUUGCACAGGAAAACGGAAGUGAAAGAGCAGCUGACAGAGCACCUGUGUGCAAUCAUCCAACAGAAUGAGCUGCGCAAGGCCCAAAAACUGGAGGACUUGAUGCUUCAGCUAGAACUUAAUGCUGAGGAAGACCCCAGCCCAGAGGAAACCGAUCUAGAGGACAAAGAGAGGGAGGCCAACUCCCAACCUGUUACUGAAAAUUGUCCUGCAGCAGACACAGAGGGGUGUACAGAGGUGCACGGCUCAAGUAUGAGCAAAGGCAGUUCCAUUACAGAACCAAAGAUCAGCCAAGACAAUCAGGAGAGCAAAGCAACAGAUGUUUCUGCAGAUGGGCUAAGCUAGCAUCCAAACAU